AUGGUCGAUUUUGUUGCGUUUUCUGGUAAUUCGAAGUGUCUUACAUUUAUCUGUGUUGAGGAGAAGAUUAGCAUUGGCAGAGGAGGUUUGGAAAUUCGCAAGAUCAUUCUCCAUAGCGGAUGCAUCAGUGUUUCAGUGCUGUUGUUUCAGUGUGGUGCAAAAUUGAUGGAAAUUCGCAAAGGCGAUCGUUGGCUGCAUCAAACAUGGCACAUAACCAAAGGCACUGCUCAUAAUCUGAUACAGCGUAUUAAUUAUUGGCAAAAAAACCCUCCUAAAUAUAAUAUAUUGGGCCACAGUAAAUUGGCAGUAAGUUCGGCGACUUUAAGUAACAACCCUACUGGCCAUAAUUGUUUCUCGUUUGCAAGAAUGAUUCUUCGCGAUUUAAAAGAUGAAAACAUAGGGAUACCAGAAUACACAUUGGAAGAGUGGGUGGGCUCAAUAACAAGUCGGCAUCUUGUCGAUAAGCAGUACAACAAUGAAUGGUGGAAGGAGCCACGAUUUCCUCUGUUUACUGCAUUUCUGACUGGAGCAGCUAUUGCUUAUUUAAUCUUAAAACGUCGGUAACCAACGAAGUAUUUUACUAGUGCAUUAGGUUAAAGGCUUAUAGAGACCAUCCCUCCUUAGUCCUUCCCUCCGCCAGGGAGCAGCGCUGGAACAUUACUAAGGGACUUCUUGUGACAUAAGUAUUUGAGCAUUGCGUGUGGGAAAGGAGUUAAUAUUAUAGUGUAACCUUUCAAUUCAUAAUAUAUUCAAUUAUACUUUUGUGUUGUAGUAUAAUAUUUGUUAAAAUUGAAGUCUUACCUUUACCUUACCUAUACCUUACUUUUAACUUACCUUAACUUUGUCUAAAAUUACAUUACCCAUUUUAUUUAAUUGAACUAUUCACACCAUAACGUUUUUCCAACCAAAUUUAGCUCAACGUGGAGAUAAGAUUAAGUUGGAAAUUACUGGUACAGCAGAAAAUUGCGCCCGGGCAAAAUCGCUCAUCCAAAAUGACAUCGUAAGUUUUUUCUGCCCAUAAUUGAUAUGAAAUUAUGCGUUUUCUAACAUUCUCAUCAAAAAUAGUAAAAUGAAUUUAUAUUUGCAAUUCUAGAGUGCCUUUUUGGACAAGAUGACGGGAAAAGAAUUUGGGGGCUAUACGCAUUUUGUUUGCGUCGCCUUUAAAGACGAAAAUGAAUUGUUUCGCUUCAAACCAAGUGGUCCUCCUCCUACACAGGAUAAUUUCAUUAAAGGUCCGAGAUUUAGAAUUGUAACCGAGAUGGACGAUGAUGACCCUCAGGUAACGUAAAUGUAAGAAGAAAUUAACCACAAUUAGCAAUUAAAUUACAACAAUGGCAAUCUGUCGCAGUAAACAACGUUUGAUUCUAAUUAGAAACAGUCUCUUCAGUGACAAUGACAUGCACGGUCUCUUUUAAGUUUUUUUAUUUUUGUACAAAAACAUGGAUUUUAGUCAGAACAGUUUUCUUCUGAUAUCUUUUGUCCGUCGAAGUUGUCGAUCGCGUACAUAUAACAACAACCCGUGACUAAAAUUUACAUAAUGUAUUAUUAAAAUAUAUCAACAUACGUUACUUUAUCAGUUUCAAAAUGUCAAAACACCUACAAAAGUUCCGAUAAAAAUGUUAAAAAAGCCAGUUUUUGCACAAAAAAUAUCCACAAAACGCUGCUCGUUCAUGUUGUUUCUUUUCUUGCUUUUAUCCGUGUAUUUAAAACCGCCGCUCUCUUUAAAAAAUUUCAUAUCGCUAGCUCUACCUACAGAUAACACUGUUACGUGUAGCUUGCGUGUUUCCCUAUUUUGAUGUAAGGUAUUGGCUAAUCAGAAGAUACGUAAUGACUACAGUGUAUAAUAGUACAGUAUAUAGUAAUUAAAGGUGCAGCGUGAGAUUAGAAUAUAGAAAUGCGUGAUAAACAGCUUCUCAGUUUAACUAUAUUUUUUUCUAUACAAACAAACUACAUGCACGUAAGUUUUGCUAAACCUACUUUUAAUAUCAUGUUUCGCUAGCUACUCUGGUUUAAAUUAAAUGAUUACAAAGCCCAGUCGAAUUGUAAUCAGGACCCAACGUUUCGACACGCCAGUCUCUGUCUUCAUCAGUUGUGAUCUGAAGUUGCAAUUGUGGCUUCUUAAAUAUCCAAGAGAUGACGUCACCUGCCAAUGAGAUGCAUGUAUUCCUCUGGCAAAUAGGCACCGUCAUCCCUAUUCAAAGCAUGAUUACUCAUAUAUAUAUAUAUGCCCCGCUUCUAGGCAUAGUUUUUGACAAUAGCGAUUGUUUGUGGUAAUUACUUUAGAGUUUUCCCACGCAAUGUCGUGUUUGGUGUCACACACAUGUUCUGCUAAAGCUGAUUUUCCCUUGUUUAAAGUUGAAACAGCCUUUUGAUGUUCUUUUAGGCGUGUACCAAACUGGCGUUUAGACUGACCCAAAUACUCUUUCUCGCAGUCACCGCAUGGUAUAGAAUAUACAGCAUGAGUUUUCUGAUUUGUUUUAACAGGAUCUUUUGGCUUUGCAAAAUAUGGCCUAAAGUCAAAUAGGGUUUUAAAGCAACCUUAAUAUUACAAUUACUUAAGAUUCUCUUGAUUGGUUCUGUGACAACUUGAAUAUAUGGAAUUAUUGCAUAACCCUUAGCAGAGGUAUCACCCUCGGAGUUAUUUUGGUUCCUACAAACAGGUGAACGCAAGCAAUCAUUGAGAAAACGUUUUGAGUAAUCGUUUCCCCCUAAAACAUUUAGUACAUAUUCACGUUCAUUAGCUUGAGAAUCACUGGCAAGGAUUCGGCUUUUGAAGCAAAGUUUUCGCUACGACUCUUUUAUGGCUUACUGGAUGGUGAGAAUCGUAUGACAAAUAUUUGUCCGUGUGUGUGGGUUUGCGAUAAACAUAUCAGUCUCUAACUUCCCUUCGAUAGUUUUGUGCACAUUUAAAUCUAAAAAAGCCAAAUGUCCAUUUAUCUCACGUUCUACCGUGAAUUGGAUGGACGGCUCAAUAGAAUUAAAAUGUUGCAGCAGAAUAUCGAUUUCAUUUCUAGAAACCGCAGAGAUGACAUCAUCGACGAAACGUUUCCAAAACGAUAGAGACACCGGAACAGAGUCUAACGUUCUUUGUCCGACAUCUUCCAUUACUAAAUUAGCAAUUACUGCCGAUACUGGUGACCCCAUUGCUGUUCCAAAAACCUGUUGGUAAUAACAGCCCUCAAACACAAAGUAUGUCGUGUUGAGACAAAAAGACAGAAGAUCAAUUUAAUAAGAUUCGGCUACUAUUUAAAUACAACAUAUAGAGCCAGGGAAUUCGCCACAGGUUUCCCCAAUUACGGCGAUCCCAUAUAAACAAGAAUAAAAUUACUGUACAAAACAAAUUUUUAAGCAACUCAACAAGCUAAAACUAAUAAGGCUAAUAACGGAAAUCCAUACUGUCCAAGUUCAAUAAUAUAGAUUAUAGGACUAACAACAACUUAUUACAUUGUUAAGCGAUCUUGCUCUUUUGCACUUUACACACACUGAUUUCCAGGUGCGCGGAUCGUCACAUUUGAAUGUUUUGGAUAGUGCAUGUUUGUAAUAGAGUUUAAGACCUGAUUUAAAAGACAGCAAACCUAUAUCUCUAGUACGCAAGUUACUAUCUAAUAUGUUCCACGUUUUGCAAGUUCUUAUAAAAAAUGAGGUCUGGAAUGUUACGGUUUUCGCAUAAGGAAUAACAAAUCUAAUUAGGUUUGCGUUGGAUUCACUUCUUGUAAUUCCUGAUCCAGCCAUGAUCGGUUGAGCACGUUCGUCAAUGUACGUAAGAUUGUUGAUGAUCUUGUAGAGGAACACCAGAUCCAAGUAUUCGUGCCAAUAUGAGACAGGUAAUAUGUCAAGCUGAAGGAGUCUUGUCUUGUAAGAAAUGUCUGUGAUAAACCCAAGAUUCAAUAUGUAUUUUGUUGCUCGUCUCUGCACUUUCUCAACGUCCUCAAUAAGUUUCACUGACUGAGGACACCAGGCUUGGGUUGCAUAGGAGAAGUUACUUCGCACAAGUUGAAGGUACAGAAGCCUUCUCGCGUUGGUAUCCGUUAUCUCCAUGGUAGAACGUCGGAUUAACCCGAGCGUUUUGUUGGCUUUUGACCGAACUUUGUUGAUCUGAACAUUCCAUAAUAGUUUAGAACUGAUCGUAAUGCCCAGAUCGGACUCUACAUCAGAAGACAAUAGUUGGUGAUCGCCAAGUGCAUAUGGGUAAAUUAAGGGAGACUUCUUUCUCGUGAUAGACAACACUUUACACUUCGAUUUGUUAAAGCUCAACAUGUUCUCAUUUGACCAACAAUGGAGGCUUUGAAUAUCCGAUUGCAAUGCCAGUGCAUCGUUACGAUUUUGCACACAUCUGUGCAGUUUGGUAUCAUCAGCAUACAAGCCGACCCCAGUAGAAAUGGAUAUGUUAUCGGGCAAAUCGUUAAUGUACACCGAGAAGAGGAAGGGAGCCAGCAAUGAACCUUGUGGGACUCCGGAUGUUAUUGGUAAGGGAGUAGAUGUCGCACCGUGAACAGUUACUCGUUGACAGCGACCUGAUAGAUAGUUUUCAAACCACAACAAAAGAGAGCCAGAUAGACCGAAAUCGCGAAGUUUUUGUAACAGUUUGGAGUGGUCAACGGUAUCGAAAGCCUUGGAAAUGUCCAUGAAGACAACGUUUGUUUGUAGUCCUAUAUCUAAGUCCUUCCCUAUUUUGUGUAGUGUCGAUAGUAAUUGAGAUGUGGUAGACCUUCCACUAAUGAAUCCAUAUUGUGCUGAGUGAACGCUUUCCUGUAUGCGUAGAUAUAGGUGGUUUAGGACACAGCGUUCAAGAGUCUUGCUGACAAUGCUUAACAAAGAAAUGGGUCGGUAAUAUUCCACGUGUUCUUUUACACCUUUCUUGUGUAGAGGGAUGAUGUUGGCUAGCUUCCAUUCGGUGGGAAUCUGUGAUAAGCGGAGGGACUUUGUGUGAACAGGUAGUGUAGAGAAGGAGCAAGUUGAAAUGCACAUUCCUUUAAAACACGAGAAGGAAAACCAUCAGAACCAUGAGCCUUGAAGGGAUCUAAGUUCUGUAAGGCUAGGUAUACUUCUUCUAUAGAGAGGUCAAUGGAUGAUAUACUGGAUAGAGGAGGUGAGGAAUCAGGCCGGGGUGAUGAAGAUUGCCCCGGAAAGUUGGUGUAGAUAGAAUGGAAAUAUUCAUUGAACAUUGUUGCAAUAUCGCGAGGCGUGUUUGCAUAGUUCAUUUGAAAGAACUCUUUGAUAGUGAAAGGACAUUGGCAAUAAAAAAGAGUUCAGUUCAUUUGAAAGAACUCUUAAAACUAUAUAUUAAACUCUAUUACAGAUUGUUUAUAUCUUGCUUAGUUCUCGAAAUAUUUCGACUGAAAAAAUUGAGCUGUUCGCCAUCUUGGAUUAUUGAGGAUAUGCAUGUUACGUCAAGAGAAGGGUCACGCUAUUUUUUAUCUUGAGAGUAAGCGAUCAAUAUGGGUCCAAAACUUCGUUUCUGGUUGCUGUCUGAAAUUUCGAAAUGAUUAAAAACAUUUCAAACAAUUUUCGAUUGUUACUCGGUCAUUUUAGAGUAGUUUUAUACAGUUUACCCAACUCCUGACGUCAUCAAAACCAUAGUUAAUGAGGUCAAGAAUUAGUCCAAGAUGGUGAACAGCUCAUUAAUUUCGCUCUAAAUAUUUCGAGAACUAAGCAAGAUAUGAUGAUAUCUUGUGAUUUUAUCAAAAAGAUUUGAAAUUUAACCCAACAUUGCAUGAUAUUGGAUUUUCAGCAUUAUGCGAUUGAUUCGAAUGACGGUUUCUUGUUCAAAGCGUUUUAUUUCCUACGCGUUAUGAAUGUUGAGUCCUUUAUCAGAAAUAAAACACCGGGCGACAGGCGAGUGUCUUAGGUACUAGAUAAAACAUGACCAGCAGUGUUUUAUCAGAUAUAAAGAUACGAGGCGAAACCGGGUAUCUUUAGGUCUGAUAAAACACGCACUGCGAAUAUUUUAAAUUGCUUCAAAAACGAUCGAUCUGGUAAGUUCAUUGGCGAAGUAAUUUUCAAAAAAUACGUUGUGUUAGUCGAAAAAAUCAAAGUUAAAGUUUAUGUAAAUCAAGGGAAAUCUCUAUCACUGACAUAUAAAGAUACGCACGCUUAUGAUUUUUCUUUGCGUUUUCCUCAUGAAUUAUUAAUGAUUUUGGAAGUGUUCUAUUGAAUGACACUGUUUUACUGUUUUAGAAGUCAAAGAGUUCUAUUGGCCAUGAAGACGCUGUUUUAGAUCUCUCGUGGAACAGAAAUGCAAGGUCAACUGAUCACUGUAUCUUUUUGUUCAUUGAUUAUUUUGCACAGAUAUUCAAAUUCUUCUAAGAAAUAUAAUGAUUCUUGUCCUCUUAGGAAUAUACUGUGUAGCGGGUCAGCUGAUUCGACCGUCGUUCUUUGGGAUUUAGCUGAAUCUAAAGCCGUUCAAAUACUCAAACAUCACAACAAUAAG
Molecule: messenger RNA, 6430 nt
Organism: Paramuricea clavata
Lineage: Eukaryota; Metazoa; Cnidaria; Anthozoa; Malacalcyonacea; Plexauridae
Source: the annotation of a GenBank genome assembly